This is a messenger RNA of Fomitopsis serialis, 906 nucleotides long. RefSeq lists its product as uncharacterized. The transcript has 6 exons. The record is from RefSeq and is a predicted model, not a curated record. The coding region runs from base 1 to 906 and encodes 301 amino acids. NCBI's taxonomy places the organism in Eukaryota, Fungi, Basidiomycota, Agaricomycetes, Polyporales, Fomitopsidaceae.
AUGUCUACGUGCUUACACCCAGCCGGCGCUAGCAAGUCAGGCGACCCCAUCUCGCUCAAGCGACCAUAUGACGCUAUGGACCAGGCCGCUGGCGACUCUGCUGGUACGCACAACCCGAGGACACGCCCGUACCCUCGACAGACCGCCCUGGAGACACGCUCGCUCGGACGCGGCGACGACUCCCGCUUCAAGUUGGCUGUCGACGACGCUCAUACCGCACCCGCUCUCGGACUCGGAGCCUCGACUACACCUGGUUCUACCGCUGCGAAAAAUGAACCUGGGACUGCUAUUUCAAGCUCGUCUGGCUACUCGCUCGAGGGAGCCUGCGGGAUAGUCAACGUUGGCUCUGCGAGGUGGUCCGUGGACGCGUCCGAGUCUGGCCUGGCUGCGCCCCCCGAACGACAUCCUGCCCUGGUCACUGGCAAGAACGGCGCCCUCGACGCGGUCUCCUCGCGGUCCCUGGAUAACACGAACACGAACACGAACACGAACACGACUCAGACUGGAGACUUCCCCCACCGACUCGGAGUCCACUCGGAGGACGGCGGCUCCGACUCCGCGUCGCGCACGGCGGACCUCGAAUGUCCCUAUUAUCAACGCGCCACGGGGCUCCUCGCGAUUCUGACUGAGCAGAUCGAACGGCUCGAGGCGGAGCUCGCGGACGCGCAGCGCGAGUGCAGGCGCAGGGCGGCGUCGGUCUGCGCACGGGGCAUCGGACGCGAUGCGGCGAUGUGGCUGAGCUGCGGUGGGGCUGGAUGCGCGUCGCUCCCGCGGGAUAUGAUCUGCGGUGGGCGUGACACGGGCGUUACCGGCCAGCCCGCCCUCCCGAGCGUCGUCCGCGGAAGAUUGUUGCCGGCGAUUCAGAGCUCCCACAAGGGCUCCACGCGUCGACUCGACGCCUCAUGA